Portunus trituberculatus (swimming crab) is the source of this 6229-nucleotide messenger RNA. RefSeq names its product neuroligin-4, X-linked-like. NCBI's taxonomy places the organism in Eukaryota, Metazoa, Arthropoda, Malacostraca, Decapoda, Portunidae. The coding region runs from base 1165 to 3819 and encodes 884 amino acids. Gene Ontology annotation, molecular function: signaling receptor activity; cholinesterase activity; neurexin family protein binding. The record is from RefSeq and is a predicted model, not a curated record. Gene Ontology annotation, biological process: postsynaptic membrane assembly; chemical synaptic transmission; neuron cell-cell adhesion. Gene Ontology annotation, cellular component: postsynaptic membrane; synapse; cell surface. The transcript is spliced from 10 exons.
UGUUGGGGUUCGCGUGCGUCGCUCCCCGCUCGCUGCGUACCCAUUACCCACGCUAAUUGACUGGAUAUUAGCGCACCUGUGUGGAUGUUUAUCACCUGACCACCCCCGUUCGCGUGUCUGAGGAGGUGUUGAGGCCGCUCGUUACUGUCCCUGGCGGUCAAUAGUGUCUUGUGCGCUGCGAGAAGUUGUCCCCGUGGUUUUGAGUUUGGGGGUUCACUGCCGCCCCUCACGAUCUGGAUUAUCUCCUGGAGGAAAAGAGAUUAAGGAAUAUAGAGGAAAUACGCACAUAUAAAGGUGGAUUGGUGAAUGUUCCGCGCCAUGGUAGCUGUGGUGUUGUGAGUGACUUGAGAGUGAGGAGUCACGGUGCCCGGAGUUUGCCUCACGACUUUGCGUUGUAGUGAUAUUUUUUUUCUAGUUUUUCAUCUUUUUCAACUGGAAUUCUGACACAAACGGAGGCACAGCACUUCAUCAUCCGCCUCCGCUUCCUGUGCUGCAACUGCUGCUGCUGGUCUCUCACUCACCCGUAUUGUGUGAUUUUUUUAUACUCUCUUUUUUAAUGUUGCUUCCUGUCAAGUGAAAACUGAGUCAUAAUACUUUAGCGUUCUGGCCUCACGCAAAUACUGGCCAGUGUUUUGCUACCGGCACCACAUACAAGGAGAAUAUUUACUAGCGGUGUGGAAAAAAGUCAACUUUAAUCACAAGGAAUAUGAGGGAAAAGUAGCCCCGCAGUGCCCGGCGUGGCGCUGGAGAGGAUCCGCUGCGACUUUGAUCCUCAGCUUCACUCCCGGAAAGUUCUAAUUAUGAAGUUCUCGCCGCCUCGGGGGAUGAAGGAGACUCGCCACUGAAACAAGAGGAUUCAUUGCGUCUCUUUCCUGCUGCAGAAAAAAAAAGUGCUGCAUCUCUUUCCUUCCUGGAUUUGCUCGUCCAUGGUCCACGUCUCCUCUUCCUCUUCCUCCUCCAGCCCACACUGCCGCCUCCAUCUCCUCCUCCACAAGUGUGCCGCUGGUCUCUGCCCACAAAGACCCCCAGCAGCGCCGCGGUGUCCUCGGCCCCGCAGCAGCCUAGAAGAGUGGCGAGGCAGCGGGAUGUUGUAACUCGGACCUAAUCACUGAGGAGGAACGAAACACCGGCAUGAGAGUCUUGAGCGAGGAGUGAGGCGCGUUUAUGGGGCUCGCGAUGACGUGGAGUAGCGGGGGCCGGGCCUGCCUGGUGACGGUGGCGGUGGUGGCUGCCCUGGUGUUGUCCUCCACGGGUGUCCUGGCCGCCCGCAUCUCCAGACACCUCAGCCCGCGGGUGGUGACCACGAAGUACGGCAGCCUGCGGGGACAGAUCGUCAACCUGGGCACGCGGGGCCUGGGCGACGCUGAAGUGUUCCUCAGCGUGCCCUACGCCUCGCCGCCCAUUGGCAACCUGCGCUUCAUGCCGCCCAACUCCCCAUCGCCGUGGCGGGACGUGAAGGUGGUGGAUCACUUGGGCCCCGUGUGUCCACAGCGGCUGCCGGACAUCAGGAACCACACGGAGGCGCUCACCAAGAUGAGUCAGGGGCGUUAUCAGUACCUGCGGCGCCUGCUGCCCUACCUAAAGAACCAGAGCGAGGACUGCCUCUACUUGAAUAUCUACACCCCAUAUGAAGCGAGCAAGCGGGACCACCAGCUGUAUCCGGUCAUGGUGUACAUCCACGGCGAGUCCUAUGAAUGGAACAGCGGCAACCCUUAUGACGGCUCUGUGCUGGCGGCGUACGGCAGGGUGGUGGUGGUGACUGUUAACUUCAGACUAGGGGUGCUGGGUUUCCUCAACACAAACGAGAACCCGUACCUUCGCUCCAUCACCAACUACGGACUCAUGGAUCAGAUCGCGGCGCUACAUUGGCUGAAGGGAAACAUUGCAGUCUUUGGCGGCGAUCCUGACCGAGUGACAGUCUUCGGUCAUGGUACUGGAGCCGCUUGUAUCAACUUCCUCAUGACUUCCAAGGCUGUACCGCAGAGCCCAGGUCUCUUCCACCGGGCUAUCCUGAUGAGUGGCUCCUCCCUGGCGCCCUGGUCCCUCGUGAGCAACCCCAGCAAGUACACGCGGCAGCUGGCUCGGGAGGUCAACUGUUCACACACUCCUCUUGGUGAUGAGCUCAAGAAGUGUCUCCGCACCAAGUCCCUUCACGUGAUUAUGCAAGCCCAGGUGGAGGUGCCAGAAUAUUACUACGCGUUCGGGCCGACAGUGGAUGGCGUGGUUAUUGACACUGACUUCGACACGGACCAAUCUUCUUACGUCAACCGCCUGGGGAGCUACGACCUUGUGUUCGGAGUGACGCCCUCUGACGCCUUCUUCACCUUCAACGACGAUGAUGUCAGGACCGGCUUUGAGAUGGAUAAGCAGAACAAGAUCUUGAGAACCUUCAUCAGGAACACCUACAACUACCACCUGACGGAGAUCAUGGCGACGGUCAUCAACGAGUACACGGAGUGGGAGCGGCCUGUGCGUCACCCCAUCACCACGCGGGAGGAGACCCUGGCGCUGCUGUCCGAUGCUCUUUACGGGGCCCCGGUCAUGCACACAGGAAACCUCCACUCCCAUGCCUCGCCCAAGACCUUUCUGUACGUGUUCGACUACCAGACCAAGAAUGGGGACUUUGAGCAGCAGCGCCUCGGAUGUGUGCACGGGGAGGAGCUGCCUUAUGUGUGGGGGGCGCCCUUGGUCGAGUCCCUGGCGCACUUCCCGACCAACUACACUCAGGCAGAAGUCAAGUUGUCAGAGACCGUCUUGAAUUACUGGGUCACCUUCGCCAGAACGGGGAGCCCCAGCGAACCCGAGAUGCCAGCCACAGACAGGAACUUGGACAAGAACCGUGCAAGGACUCUGGAAUGGCCUGAAUACAGCAUUCAGCGGCAGAGGUACAUUGAAUUGGACCUCAAGCCACGCAUCAGGACGCACUACCGUUCGCACCAGCUCAGCUUCUGGCUUCACCUGGUGCCACAGCUCCACCAUGCGGGGAAAGACGCUCCAGAGACUCACCACCACCUCGAGAAUCACAACGAUUGGAACUCCUACAGGGGCUUUGUCAGAUCAGAGCCCGUCACUAGGGUGAUCCUCCCGCCAGAGACCACAACGGAGGCCACAACCACGCGGCAGUAUAACGUGUCGGCGGUGCUGCAGUCCACCCCGGCUAGUCCUGACGGCAGCAAUGGCACGGGGCUGCGCACGCACGCCUCGCUUAGUGACGGGUUCGCCGCCUACUCCACCGCCCUCUCCGUCACCAUCGCCAUCGGGUGCUCGCUGCUCAUCUUGAACGUGCUCAUCUUCGCCGGCGUGUACUACCAGCGGGACAAGUCUCGCAUGGAGGCCAAGAAGGUGGCGGAGAACGGCGGCCUCCUAGCGCCAGCCAACAGCAUCAGCGGGGACGUGCACACGCCCCCCACACCAAGUCUGGCCGUCAAGGCGGAGGUGGUCACACGCCUGGGGUCAGGAGGUGUGAAGGCCCCCCCCUCCACUCCCAUGACGCAGACCGCCCAUCUCCCCCCGCCUGAAUUUGCCGACUAUCCCAGCCAGACCCCGCACUACGGUACGGCUCACGGCGUCUCCCACCUGCACACUCUUCCCCGCGGCGGCCUGGCCAAGGUGAUCACCAGCGACGGCCAAAAGCAGCCGGGCAGCGCCAGCCUCACACUAUCGGUGCCGCGCGCCCCGCCGCCCCCUCAGGUACCAACCCACAGCUCAGAGUCCCAGCCCCUCCUGAAGCAAACGUCCUUCACUCUCACCUCCCCACACACCUCCACGCCCUCCAAGAGCCCUACUAAAGAAUCCAACGUCGGAGAACUUCGAGUAUAGCGGUAUUAGUAGACUGUUCUAGCCUAGCCCGCCCCGCCCCGCCCCUCCCACAGCUGCAACACCCCAGCUGCGUCCACGGUUCAGCUCAUGAACAUUACUGCAUCACUUACUUUUUGGCUAUUUAGGUUACACUAGAACUCUCUCCCGUUCCCUCACUCUAUUUGUUGCUUGUCAGAUAUGGUCAAGAUACUCCUUGUGUUUCUAUGACGUUCCAGUGAUAUUUCUUUGGUUCUUACGAGACUCCAAUCUCUACGAUGACGAAUUAUUGGCAUCAGACGCCCUCCCUGGGUGUUCCGAGGCCUCAGUGUGUCGCUCGACUGCUCAAAUUCCUGGAGAGAAUAAUUAGUGCUCCGCCCGUAAGAGGACCCGCCAGCCAUCUCUAAACCCAUCACUGUGUUUCUGUCUCAGUGCGCCAAGGCCACGAUGGGCCCAGGACCUCUCACAUACGCGUCCAUCACUGAACACACUGAGCUCGGAUGAAGAAAACUAACGUGACACUCGUAGUGGUGAGUAUGGUGCAGGUAGUGGCGUCGUCUCCAGAUAGUGUUGGCGUGGCAUGACAGGUGAUGGGUAGUGAUGAGUGUUUCCAGGAUGUCAGGUGACGGCUGGAGGUACGAACUAAGUGCUUGUGUCCCCUGUGCCACGGAACAAAGGCACCACAGCUUCUCUCAAUAGAUUACCAUGUGUGCGUGUGUAGAGCGCAGUUUCACGACACGAGGAGAUGUACCAAAAAGAGUUGCGGUGCAUAUAUUUCCUGCCAUGAUGAAUUAUAGAUGAACUAUAGACUGUGUGUGUGUAUGAGUGCGUGUGUGUGCGCGUCUGUGAAUGAUACGGUGAUGGUCUCCAAGCAGUGACAAACCAAACCCUGCGCCUCGCCCUUCCUUGACAGGCACGGAUCUCACAGCAAUGCCAGGACAUCACACUUCGUUCUGGAAAGUAUCAAACACUGCAACAGAGGACAGGCAAAGGAUGCAGUAAGAGAGAGAGAGAGGGGGGGAGGGAAGGGGGAGUCCAUUAAUACUAAGAAUUAAACUCCAAGAUAAAUAAGAAAUUUGAGCCGCAUUUUUAGAAAUAUCGUCUGAGAGGAUGAGUGACAGGUGAAUGAGGAGGCGGCGGUGAUGAGGUAAUGAGGUGAGCAACAGGAGGCGAUGAAGCGAGGAGGCCAAGCUCACGUCACCUCGGACUCAAGAUGUAGCGUCCGCCAAGCGAGUGACAAUCUGGGUGCUGUUAUACAUACAUAGUAACACUGUCAGGAUGAGGGAUUCAACGUAGCCAAGACUCACCACCCGCAGGUCAGGACGCGGGAGUAGGACUGGCCUCUGAGGUUUCCCAUGAGUUUUCCAUCAAUAUUAACUGUCUACCUUGGUGUUGGCGAGGUGCGCGAGGGAACACCUGGCCUGUUGCUGCUGCUGCUUCACUCCUCAGCUGGUGCAACAAAAAGAUACAAUGUUUGACUGUUUGUUUGUAAUCACUAUCAUUGUUUGUUAAGUGUUCAGAUUGAUCCUUCUUUUGUACAACCCGUUUUGAUAUUCCCAGUCACUGUCAGGGCCGACCAGUCUUGUAGAGGUACUCGUAGGCGUAGUGGCGGCGAGUGCGCACGUCACACUCACGGUUAGCAGAGUGGCUGGCUUGAACAAUACAGGCCAUUCGUUAACCCGUGCUCAUGACUGACUCGUAGUGAGGUGAGGCGCGGUGAACACAGGGCGCGUGAGUCUUAAUUAAAGAGCCUCACUACUACUACUACUAAUACAUUCCCCCAACAAAGCUUCAUAUAUUUUAACAAAUACAUGCACUUGUCUGACCGUAGGUGGGUAGGAAGCGUGCGUGCGAGCGAGCGAGCGUGCGUGGUAAAGAGGCAUAGACAGCACUGUAUUCCACCCAACACACCAGCACCCUGUCCGCACUCCCGGAGCAGCAGGAUAAUGAAACUGGUCUAUAGUGGUCCUUGAGGUGUGCUGUUUGAAGCUGCCGUCACGUGGUGGUGCGCGCGCAACUCUCGUGUAUAUAGAACUCUGUCUGCAAGGGGAAGUGAGUGACAGGCGGCAGCAGGAGGGCCUCUAUCGCUCUCCGUCUCUGCCUGCCGCUGCCUCGAGUGUCAUUCAUGGGGUAACAAUUUUUUCUUGUAUUUAUUGUUGUUUUUAUUCUUAUUUAUUUUUUUCAGAGGGAAGAAAUGGAAGCGAAUACCAGAGGCCGUGUGUGUGUGUGUGUGUGUGUGUGUGUGUGUGUGUGUGUGUGUGUGUGUGUGUGUGUGUGUGUGUGUGUGUGUGUGUGUGUGUGUGUGUGUGUGUUAUGAAUUAUUUUCUUUGAUCUUUGCUUUUCUUUUCUUUGUUUUUCAAUUGUGUACAGUGAAUUACGAAAGACAGGAUCUGAAGAGGUUGCCCCACACACACACACACACACACACACACAC